This is a messenger RNA of Seriola dumerili (greater amberjack), 922 nucleotides long. RefSeq names its product beta-2-microglobulin-like. The record is from RefSeq and is a predicted model, not a curated record. Gene Ontology annotation, biological process: peptide antigen assembly with MHC class II protein complex; immunoglobulin production involved in immunoglobulin-mediated immune response; antigen processing and presentation of exogenous peptide antigen via MHC class II. Bases 78 to 428 code for a protein of 116 amino acids. Gene Ontology annotation, molecular function: MHC class II protein complex binding. Lineage: Eukaryota; Metazoa; Chordata; Actinopteri; Carangiformes; Carangidae. The transcript has 4 exons. Gene Ontology annotation, cellular component: MHC class II protein complex.
CACUUUAUUUUCGGUGCCUGAAGGAGGUGGCAACGCACGUCUUUUUCAGCUCCUGUGAAACAAAGGAUAGAUCAAACAUGAAUAUCGCACUCUGUGUUGCUGUGAUGGUUGCUGUCUGUCUUUCAGUGGACGCCAAAGUCAGUCCACCCAAAGUUCAGGUGUACAGCCGUAACCCCGGAGAGUAUGGGACGGCGAACACCCUGAUCUGCCACGUGAGUAACUUCCACCCCCCUGACAUCUCCAUCGAGCUCAUGAAGGAUGGAAUGGAGCUCCCCAACGCCAAGCAGACAGACCUGGCCUUCAAGCAGGACUGGCACUUCCAUCUGACCAAGAACGUGGAUUUCACACCCAAUGACGGACAGAAGUACAGCUGCAGGGUCACUCAUGGCGGGAAAGUGAAUGAGUACGCCUGGGAGCCAAACAUGUAACUGUCAACAAAGGCCCACGUUGAGUGACAGAUUUUGACCUCAGCUAUGGAAGCAUAUUGUUCUUCACAUCUCCAAUCAACAAGAUCACAAUUUCUCAACUUUUCUCUACACAAAGUCAACUAUCAAUAGCAUAUUAGAGGUGAAUGUAAAUGUUCAGUUACUUUCUUAAUAUGAGAGAACACACGGGCUGCAGGUCAUUUGGUCUUUUUUAAAUUUAGCAGUGUGUUGCUUAGAUUACUUGCAACUUACUUUUCAUCCUUGGCUACUGGAAAUUGUGUGUAUAUAAAGCUGAAGUAAUGAAAUCCCCCUUGUUUAUUCAGUGUGUAAUAUUUCUUCUUUUUCAUACCUAAAUAAUGCAUUCAAAUAGUAACUGGUAGGGUUAAUAAUACAUGAAUUAGGUGUUCUUUAUGGAAUUUAUGGAAGUGUAUUCUACAAUUUGUAAUUUAAGACAUUUGUAAAUUGCCUGUUCUAAAUAAAAAAUGUCUUAAAAUAUA